AUGGCCUCCCCGAAUUCCCUCUCAUCUGCCUACAACAACGCCCUGUAUCAACAAGGAACCCGACCGAUGUCCCGAACCGCAGUUUCACGUUCUGGUUCCAGACGGGCCUCUCCAGCCCUACAAUACGCCGACGCCAAACAAUCAAUCUCAAGACAUUACUCUGGGGACAGCUCAGAUGAUGAGGUCCCAGAGCCAAAGUUCAGCGCUUCCGUGAAAGCGCUUCUCGAUGGAGACGGGUUGGGUUCGUCGCCACAUCUACACAAAGGUCAACAACAGCAUCAAUACCAACACCAACAACCCUCUUCAUACGAGCGGCGCUCGGCGACCGGAUCGCGACAACAUAGCCAAUCGCCGCGGAAUGCCUCGCCACAUGACCAGUCCAAUGGAAGUCCGGCACCUCGGGUAGUCCGAAUUGGUGCCAUUUCAUCCUCUUCGAGAUUCUCCCGCGAGGGCUCUCCGCUUUCGAAUAAUCAGAGUGCCGAUUCCGAAGCUCAAGACCGACCCAAUGACUUCAUCACGCCCGCUCCCCGACCACGGAGUGUUCGGAUCAAUGCCUCUCGAAGCAGUACCCGCUCCCCAGCAUCCAUUUCGCCAUCAUUGAAACGGUCAACGGAACGCCAGCCAGGUGACGAGUAUGGAAGUGGUGAGCGGUCUGACAGUGACCGAAAAUCGCGUUACGAUGAUGAUCCUGUCUUGCGAAUCGGUACUUCAUCAGUCUUGCGCGGUCGCACUGGAGAGGAUAUUGCGCCCCAUAGCUCUCUGCGGGUGAAGCGAGUUGGUCGACUUACUGGUACAUUCCUGAAUGGACCUGCGCGGCGAGGCGUGUUGCGUCGACAAAGUGAGGAGAAUAACGAAGAUAAUUACUUGCUGAAUGACGGCAUUAUUCGGGAGCAUGACGAGCCGCAAGAUGCCAAUGCUGAAUAUCGUUAUCACUCUCAACGCCCUGCGAAGCAAUCAUCACCGAAGCAAUCAUCACCGAAGCAAUCAUCACCGAAGCAAUCAUCACCGAAGGUGUCCUGGGCAGAUCCCAGCCCUUCUCAUGAUAACGAUGAACAAGACCAACAACAACAUCGGCCCCUCCCGGAUCGACCCGCGAGUCGGGUCGGUGGAGAAGGUCUUUUCUCACGCUCCUCGUCGCCGAAGUCUUAUGUAUCGCAGUCCAAGUCCACGCCAGGGUCCUCAGAAGUGUCGUCCAAAUCGUCGAGUGCUCAGGAGCAACCUGCCUUCAAGGUACCGUCAUUACCACCAUCACUUCCUUCCGCGAGGGAUCAAGAGAAUGAACCUCCACCAACGUUCAAGCGCGCCAAACCACAGGCCCUCAAUUUGCUAGAUAAGCCCGAGAAGUACUCCGUCGUAUACGAUACGGACAAGAAAGAUGUUGCCGCCGAAACCCCCGCAGGUAAUUCUCCCCGGAGGAUUCUUGCGAGCCGAAGCAACAACACUCCACACAGACCGGCUCCUCCGCCUCCGAAGAUGUCGGUUCUCGAAACUGCCACAGCUACUGGUGGUGCUUCUACAUCGCAGUCCCGUAAGAAGCGGACGCAGGUCUCGAUUAAUCACAAGCACUUCACCCGUCUUGACUGUAUUGGUCGGGGUGGAAGCUCUCGUGUAUAUCGUGUCAUGGCUGAGAACUAUAAGAUCUUCGCUCUCAAGCGAGUGAAUCUGGAAGAUGUCGACCCUUUGACUUUGACUGGGUACAAGGGUGAGAUUGAUCUUUUGAAGAAGCUUGAAAAUGUUGAUCGGGUGGUGCGCCUGUUUGACUGGGAGCUCAACCUGGACAAACAUUGCCUUAGUGUUUUGAUGGAAAUUGGUGAAUCUGAUCUGGAGAAGAUUCUGACCUACCGUCUUAAUGCUGAGGACGCUGUGUUCGACAUCAAUUUUACCCGAUUUUACUGGAAGGAGAUGCUGGAAUGUGUUCAAGCUGUCCAUAACUUCAACAUCGUCCACUCCGAUUUGAAGCCAGCAAACUUCUUGAUGGUCCAGGGUCGGCUGAAAUUGAUUGACUUUGGUAUUGCCAAUGCCAUUCAAGACAACACCGUCAAUGUCCACCGAGAGCAACAAGUCGGCACACCUAACUACAUGUCUCCAGAAGCUUUGGUUGAUUCCAAUGCAUCCCUCGGCCUCCCGGCUAGUGUGGGCAAGAUGAUGAAACUUGGCAAACCCAGCGAUGUGUGGAGUCUGGGCUGUAUUCUGUACAAAAUGGUGUACGGCCAGCCGCCUUUCGCCAAGAUCGCAAAAUAUUACGAGCGUAUCAUGGCAAUCCCGAACCCUCGUGUUCAAAUUGAUUUCCCCUCGCACGGUGUCGGCGGUAUUCCGGUGCCUCCUGGAUUAAUCAAGACCCUGAAACGAUGCCUUCAGCGCGACCAGACUCUUCGCCCAACCAUUGAAGAAAUGCUCGGUCCCCGGGAUCCCUUCCUGCACCCCGAUGCCCAACUCGAGGGUGCCGUACCUGUUACACAGGACAUGCUGGGUCGCAUUCUGGCUAAUGUUGUCAACCACUGCAAGGUCCGGGGCAUUCCCAAAGAAGAAGAGCUGGCUGCAUGGCCUGCGGGAUUCUUUGCAAAAAUAAAAGCAGCACUCGAAGAAGAAAGUUCUUGA
Molecule: messenger RNA, 2598 nt
Organism: Penicillium daleae
Lineage: Eukaryota; Fungi; Ascomycota; Eurotiomycetes; Eurotiales; Aspergillaceae
Product: serine/threonine/tyrosine protein kinase MPS1
Exons: 1
Coding region: 1-2598 (865 amino acids)
Biological process (GO): chromosome segregation; protein localization to kinetochore; peptidyl-serine phosphorylation
Cellular component (GO): nucleus; spindle; kinetochore
Molecular function (GO): protein serine/threonine kinase activity; protein serine/threonine/tyrosine kinase activity; ATP binding
Source: RefSeq, a predicted model, not a curated record